Haliotis rubra (blacklip abalone) is the source of this 3067-nucleotide messenger RNA. RefSeq lists its product as uncharacterized. The record is from RefSeq and is a predicted model, not a curated record. Lineage: Eukaryota; Metazoa; Mollusca; Gastropoda; Lepetellida; Haliotidae.
CAUUGGAUCUUUCGAAAGCUAUACAGAAGCGCGUCUGUUUUCCAAAACAAGAAGAGGCAUCAUAUGCUUUUUUGUAUUUGGAUAGUGUAAUCUAAAGAUGCGGUGGAAGGUCGACUGGCGGAGCGUUGCGCUGUCAAUGAUAUUGCUAGCUGUCAGAAAUCGUAUCUGGCGCCUUCCACUUGAUCACACGGAAGCCGGGUCAUUUGUUGUUGUUGACAACAAGGUCACAUGUCACUUAUAGCUGGUCACUUUCAUGGCCGAGCAGACAGAAAUUGAACUACUGUUUUAGCCACCGAAAUUUAAUUGUUAUAACAAUUAACAGACCUUUUUACCUGGAUCAACACGGGGAGUGCGUAGACAGGCUCGUGUGUGAUGUGAGCGAUGCGCUGCCCGACCUCUCGUACUUGAGCAGCAGCGUCUGUGACAGCGUGUCAGCUUCAUCAUGACGACUCGGUGCUUGAUGGCGUUUGAUUACGCUGACUGGCAUGCACACAACGUGCUACAGAAACAGUCCCAGAAGCGCCCCCUAGGGGACAUUGAGAGUAAACACCGAUACCGACCUGCGCAGCCUGUGUUGUCAUGUCGGACCGUGGAUGUCGACCUGACUGGCACUCGCACCUACCGUGCCAGAUCCACAACUGACAUCAUCACCGAGCAACAUCGCUACAUACACAACCUGUACAAUAAAGCUCGCAACAUCGUCUCAGCUCCACCAAGGAGGAAGUCAUCUCGGUACUCAACAGAUGAAAACUGUCACAAACUUCAGAAGAUUAAUAUUGAGGUCAAUGGAAGGCCGGUCAGCUCAUUGUCACAGUCAACAAAACCACAGUCAGCAAAGAGGAAAACUGUAAAGUCAGCAAAACGUCCAAAGACAACUGGUCAAAUCAAAAGUACCCGGGACCUCCUGGAGACGAGUCGCUCACAGCGCGAGAUUACAGAGCAGAUCCACCAACACUGGCUGCCAGAGAACAACAACCUGAACCAGGGUCAGUUCAUCCGCGGACAGAAGAAGGCGGAGUCUGUACCCACCUCCCUGGAUGCCUGGCUCACGUUCGGUGGAGCUCCAGGAGGCUCAGAUAAAGGAGUAGUCGACGCCUUUGCUAGCUACCGAGGUGAGGAUGAAUACUACAACAUAGAUGGCAACAUCGGCAGUCGUGUAGCUCAGCAACUGCAACGGGGAGACAAACUCCGCAUCGGAAUCAAUGGCGUGGUUCAGUCCAAUGACCUGAAGGUUCGGAAGAAGUCUGCAUUGGCCAGGGAAGAAGUAGUUGAGACUGUGCAGGAAGAGAAAGAGGAAGAGAUAAAAGAGAAAGAAAAAAUGGAAGAACAAAAAGAUACAGAAAAGGAUGUCAAAGACGAAGAGGAGUUUGAUUUCAUGGCUGAUCUCAACAUGGACAUAAUGACCCAGGAUAUUGAAGACCUGAUAGAGGAGACUGAGGAGAAGCCCCUCCCCAUCAUCCCGCUCAGCUGGACAGACCAGAUAAACAAGGAUGGGGUCAGGAUCCUCUCUCCUCGCUCACCUCCUCUCAAGAGAGAGAGGACGAACCUUUGUGAAACGCGACCGGUUGUGUUUGAAAAGCUGAUUCCUGAAGACUCCCCUUCUGGUAGGCCAUGGGUGCCCCGAACCGAUGGCUACCAGGUGAAGUACCGCCAACGACCACAAAUACAUGGCUUGGAUACAAAAGAGUCUCGACUUAGUCGCAUCAAGGUAAUUUCCAUUGACCCAAGGUCAAAAGAAGAAGAUGAGAAGUUGAACAAUAUAUCUGUGGAUGAAAUUCUCCAGACUGCAGUAGAGAAGAAAACCUCUGAUGACAACAGGAAGGUUUCUGGUGAAAAGGAUCGAUCAAAGAGGAUCGAGGGUAAACGUAGUGAUGACGGCAACGUGUCCGUGCCUAAACAUCCCCACAGUGCUAGCAGGAGUGAGUCAAGGGCCAGUCAGUCCAGUGAGCAUGUGAGGAAGAGAGUGUCAGUCCAGUCUCAUGCACCCAGCACUACAGUCAAAGAUCUCAGCAUUGUCUCCCCUGGUGUCAAACACAAGGCAGGCGACACACGAACUGGAAAGUCUGCUGGCAAGGCCAUGGUGGCCAAGGGGCUGAUGCGAUCUCCUCUUGGUGGGUCAGGCCCAAGUAUUAAGUCUGGUAACACACAAGGUGAGACUGAGUAUAUUCAGAUUGCAUCUCAGCUGCGUGUUCCUGGUGGUUCCCAACGUCCCACCAUGGCCUACACGCACCAGCCAGGUCCCCAACAGGACCGAAUCACAAGCCCAGAGAGACCGUAUCUGAAUGGUCAGACUAGUCCUCGUGCUGAUAACAACAGAAUGGUGGAGGAGCUGAGUUCUGUUGCUGAGGAGGGUGGGGCAGCACCAAGUCUUGCCUCCCCCGAACCAAAGUCUCCUGUACCGGCACUGGAGAUCAGUAUUCCAACAGCAGAUGACUUGUCUGACAGAGAAUCCAUUCUCCCGUCACCGAACCGACCAGGCUCCUACCAUGAGGAUGGGGAUGACUUGACAAGCAGGCAGAGGAGAGAGGCAUCCAUGAGAGAUGAACAGAUUGACCAAAUUGCUUCAAUGCUUGGAGGAGCACUGAUACAAUAGUGAAUACGGUUGUAGUUUUAGUUCACAUUGAAGGUACCGUUCGUUGACUGGUGCAACACUGAUGAAGGUUGGGCAUGUCGAAAGGGUCAUCGUGUUUGCUGACUGAUGCCAAAUUGAAAAAGGUUGGGCAUGUUGAGAGGGUCAUCGUGUUUGCUGACUGAUGCCAAAUUGAAGAAGGUUUAGCAGGUUGAGAGGGUCAUCGUGUUUGCUGACUGAUGCCAAAUUGAAGAAGGUUUAGCAGGUUGAGAGGGUUGUACUAUUUAUUGACUGAUGCUACACUUAACAUAGUGUCUAUGAACUGAUUUGGAUGUCCUUGUGUUGUAAACAGACAUGCACAGUGUGCUUACUUAUUGCUACUUUACAGAUUCGUUGUCAUUACUUCAUGGGUAUUGGGACACUAACCCGUGAAGAUCCGGGUUAGAAUUAUCUUCAGUAAUCCAUGCUUGUCGUAAGAGGCGACUAACAGGAUCAGGU